AUGACGGAGCCCAAGUUUGAAGAUGGUAAGCCUAAUUUGGAAACAGGUGCAGCUAAUUUGAAACUUAUAAGCACAGCAUCAGGUGUACGUGUUUCUCAAGCAUGUGACAGGUGCAGAAUUAAGAAAAUCAAGUGUAACGGGCAGUCUCCGUGCACAAACUGCAAGAAAGUCGAUAUUGAGUGCAAGACGUCAGACAAGCUAACAAGGCGUGCUUUUCCUAAAGGGUACACUGAGAAUUUGGAGAAGGAGGUAAAGAAGUUGGAGGAGGAGUUGGCGCUAUUAAAACAACAAUACCAACCACAACCACCACCACCACCACCGCCGCUGCACUCCUCCUCCUCCUCCUCGAGGCUGAAGAAAAAGAAGGAAAACAACAACAACAACAAUAAUAAUAAUGAUGCAGAUGGAGAAGAGGAUGUUGAUGAAGACGCAGACGGUGAUGAUGAAGAAAAUGACGAUGAUGACAAUAUUGUCCCCACCACGACAACCACCGCUAAUGACAAGGUCAUGUUCCAAUCUACCAACCAAUCUGUACAAAUAAAUAAUCCCAUAGAUCAAAUCUUCAACUUGGAUGAUCGAGGCAUAAUCAUUGGUAAUGACAAUCUAAAUUUUGAAUCCCAGCUCAACCAUUUAUUGAUUAACAUGAACUUGCCAUUUUUAAAAAUCACAAAUAGUCACAAUUUUUUACUAAAUGACCCCGAUACUUACUUGUAUAAUACAUCAUCAUUUGCAAAGAACAACCAGAUCCAAAAUAAAAAUUUAGACUCGAUAUAUAACCCACUAACUAGAACGCAUUCUCCCGAUAUAGGGCUAAAGGAACUACCGGGUGAUGUGUUUGACUUGUUUAUUCAACUUAUCAACAAUUUCAAAAACAUUUUCAAAUCCAAAAAGGAACUAGAUAACCAAAUUAGUCAAUAUUUCCUAAACUACAACAUAUUUAUCCCAAUUUUCGAUUACAGCGAGUUUAUGUAUAGUUAUAAUGAGUUCCAUACAAUGUAUCCCUUCAUAUUCACAUAUAAUGACUCGUCUAUUAACGGUUUUAAUUUAUCCAACUCCAAUGAUUAUCAGAUUGUGGAUAAAUUUCUAAUAACAAUAAUCCAAAUUUAUGCAAUGAUCACAAUUACCAAUCCGACAAUCAAUUUAAAUUUAUUGCUCAACCAUUCAGAUCCUCACUAUUCAAUCAACCGUGGCAAUGAAUCUAUUUUAAAGUCACUCUAUGAUUUCUUACCUUAUUUCAAUGGAUUUCAAAUUUCUGUGCCUCAACUACAAACAUACUUGCUACUACUUUACUACUCCUUACUUACAAAUAACAAAGAAAAGUCACUUAUUUUAUCCUCAUUGGUGAAUGCAUUUAUUGGUAUUUUAGGGAUAAAUUUGAAUUCCAAAAACUUGUUUUUUAACGACUUGUCAUUAAAUCAACAACAGAGAAGAAACCGAGUGAAGAUAUUUUGGACUUUUAAAGUUCUUUUGAAAUGCUUCAACUUGAAAUUCGGAUUUAAGCCAAGUUUGAAUACAACUGUAAUCAAUCCUGUUACUAUUGACCGGUACUUUCAAUUAACUCCAGAAAAAUUAUCCUCUCUAUUGGGAGACGACAAUAAUAGCGAUAAUGGUAUCUUGAAUACCAUGUUGAAACCAAGUAUUGAGUUUUUGAAUCUCAUGAAUAUCAUCAUCCCAUCUUCGUUUUCUCCAAAUUAUUACCAGUACUUGAAGAACACUAAUAAGAAAAAGAAAGGAAAGGAUAAGGGAAAAGAUAAUCAUCUUGGUCAUAGCCAUAAUCACCAUAAACUUGACUGGAUCUUAAAUGAAGACGAUGGAGAUGGUAACGAUGGGAAUUUAAACUAUAACUUUAAUCAGUUUCUUGUCAUUGACAAGAAUUUGGCAAAUUGGAGACUAUCCCUAAAGACCAAGACUUUGUCGUUGGUACCAUUCGAAGUCAACAUGGGAUUACCGAAUCUCCUAAACAUUACACAAAAUAACCUAUAUCACGAUAUGACACAAGAAGCUUUUUCAAAAGAAGUAUUGAUCAACUAUUAUCAGAGUGGCGGUAUACCCGAUAUUUAUACUUGUUCCCAAUUGAUCAAAAUACAGUUGAAUUUCCACUACAUCCUUAUCAGAUCAAUGAACUAUCUCAACUUUAUCGUGGAUAAGGAUCUAAACUCCAUUCACUAUAAGGAAAUUGCUAUAAUCUCUCAAGAAGUGUUACAGUACUUCCUUCUCAUAUUCGAUCAUGUUGGUAUUGCACACGAGAAAAUCAACGAACCAUUAAUUUCAUCAAAUUCAAUAGUCAUGGAAAGUUUAGGUUUGGAUGUGGAUGAAGAUGGUUUUGUUAUUAAUGACUUUUCUGUAAGGAGAAGGAAGAAGAAGCCACGAAUCCAACAAAAUCCCGCAAAGAGGUUUAUCAAGGAGAUCCCCUUGUCACCUUUCAACUCUAUGCUUAAUGGAUUAUCACUCACAGUAAUAAAUUUGAAGAAAUCGAUUGUUUUGCAAAUGUUGUAUUUAUUGAUUUGUCAAAUGAAAUAUAUCAAGCAAAAUGAUUUGAUUUCCGACGUCCACAAAUCUAUACUGUUGUUGACCAAAUCUGUGGAUUUGUUUAUCUCGAUUUUUACCAAUUACAAACCCGGCGUUCUGGGUUCAAAGAAGGAGAUUGAAGAUGUAAUAUUUAGCAAGUUGAUGAAUAAUGAGUUUAAAGAUGAUAUGUUGAAGUAUCAGCAACAACAACAACAGCAGCAGCAACAAGAACAACAAGAACAACAAGAACAACAUCAGCACCAGCAUCAGCAUCAGCAUCAACAUCAACAACAUCAACAACAUCAACAGCAUCAAUCACAACAUGAACAUCAAGAUUCAGAUGAUGAAGACAAUAUCACUGGUCAACUGGGAGCAAACCGUUACAAGAGUAUAGAUUGGGAUAAUGAGGAGCUAGAUGAAGAUUUGAAAUACCUCAAGAUUUGCAAAUUUAUCAAAUACAAAUCUGAGUCAAUUUCCCGCCAGCUCAACGAGGCUCUUGCCCCAGCGCCAAUGUCAACAGCGUCCUCGGUAAAUUUCAUUGAAUAUUAUAAGAUUCCAUCUAUUUCUUUUUUCUCAAAAUACGAGUAUUUCCCAGAAAAUGCCGGCACAUUUCCUAGCGAAAAUAAAGACAAGGAUUUCGGAGCUGCUCAUGACUUGAUGGGGUUAAAAAGGAGUUUGUCAAACAAUGGUAGAAAUUACUCGUACAGUAAUACAACCAAGUAA
Lodderomyces oxycetoniae is the source of this 3231-nucleotide messenger RNA. RefSeq names its product Zcf16p (gene ZCF16). Gene Ontology annotation, molecular function: sequence-specific DNA binding; DNA-binding transcription factor activity, RNA polymerase II-specific; zinc ion binding. Gene Ontology annotation, biological process: positive regulation of transcription by RNA polymerase II. The record is from RefSeq and is a predicted model, not a curated record. NCBI's taxonomy places the organism in Eukaryota, Fungi, Ascomycota, Pichiomycetes, Serinales, Debaryomycetaceae. Bases 1 to 3231 code for a protein of 1076 amino acids. The transcript has a single exon.